This is a messenger RNA of Corythoichthys intestinalis (scribbled pipefish), 2908 nucleotides long. RefSeq names its product neurotrophin receptor associated death domain (gene nradd). Gene Ontology annotation, cellular component: cell surface; plasma membrane. The record is from RefSeq and is a predicted model, not a curated record. The coding region runs from base 284 to 1468 and encodes 394 amino acids. Gene Ontology annotation, biological process: Rho protein signal transduction. Lineage: Eukaryota; Metazoa; Chordata; Actinopteri; Syngnathiformes; Syngnathidae. The transcript is spliced from 6 exons. Gene Ontology annotation, molecular function: coreceptor activity; death receptor activity; nerve growth factor binding.
GAGUCAGCAACAGAGCACACAUACACACUCGGUCACCGCAUCCUGCAAGCUCAAACAAAAGAAACUUUGUGCCAAUCGGCCAAAAGGACGAUUUAGAAAUGACCCAGGGACUUUGAACGCGUCACUAUCUGUCUUGAAUGACAAAACGAGUGUUGGACUAUGAGCGAAUUAUUUAUUGGUUAGCAAAACAGACGUUUUUGACGAGUUUUUGACACAUUGUUGGAUGAAAGUCUGCUGGCUUUGACUUUUUUCCCAUCGCUCAUCGUACGAAAAGUCGAGGAGGAUGGCGCUACAUCUCAUCUUUGGGCUUAUUCUUCUCAAAGUUGUCUUUGGUGACGCUUGCCCCAGUGGACAGUUCACUGAGUCGGGCGAAUGUUGUUCUGUGUGUCCUGCGGGCUUUGGAGUGUUAGUGGAGUGUGGAAAAGAAGAUACUAAAUGCACACCAUGCCCAAAGGGAACUUUCUCUGCCUCUGCAGACCUGGGUCCUUGCCUCCCAUGCUCACAGUGCCCGAGCGGCGUCCCUACAUUGGCCGCGUGCUCCGCCGUCGAAGAUACGCAGUGUGAAUGCGACACGGGGUUCUUCUACUUCCCAAUCUACGGCUUGUGCGCGCCAUGUUCCAAAUGCAAACGUGGGGAGGGGGUGGUGCGCGAUUGCGGCCCUAAAGGGGACACGCUGUGCAAGACCUGCGCCGCGGGAAGCUUCACCGAAGACUACUCUCACACCAAAGUGUGCCAGUUUUGCACCCAGUGCACGGAUGGCGAGGUGGAGAUCAGGCCCUGCAUGCCAAACUCGGACACACUCUGCAUGGAUAAAAAACUCCAUAUUCUAUCCCGCGACUCUCCGAGCUCGAAUGGUGUGGAGGAGGUGACGCCAGGAGGUGGAAGUUCUGCCCCGGGGACACCCAAACUCACUCCCCAGGAAGAGACGGGUAGCAGCAACAACAUCUUGAUUUACGUGUCCGUGCUGGCCGCGGUGGUCCUCGGCCUGCUCGUCUACGUGGCUUACAAGUGCUGGAGAUCAUGUAAACAGAAGAAGGCUCUGUCCAAGGCGCGCGCAGCCGAGCUGGGAGCGUCUCCAGAGGGAGAAAAGCUGCAAAGUGACAGUGGAGUUUUCCUCGACUCGCAAAGUCUGCAAGACAAUCAGCCCUGCAAAGGUACAAAAAGGGACAGCAAACAAGAUACCCGCCUGUACAUCAACCUGCCGCCUCACAGACAAGAAGAAGUGGAACGCCUUUUGCAGGAGGGAGCGGGCCGUGGCUGGCGGCAACUGGGCCAGGCUCUGGGGUACGAGGCCGAACAGCUGGACCUGUUUGGGCGCGGUGAGGCCCCCGCGCAUACGCUCCUCUCCAACUGGGCCCUGAAGGAAACCUCUACCCUGGGGUUGCUCUGCUCGGCGCUAGCUCGCAUCGAGAGGCCCGACGUGGUCUCGGCCAUCAGUAGCCCCGCGCAGGGCGUCUCGGUGGUGUGAUUCCGCAACCGCCCACGACCCGUAUACACAAACCCACUAUGACUAUGCAGCGUGCCAGUGGUUGUUUUGUGUUCCUAAAGUGUAAUCUGGUUUAAGGAUCUUCACACACAAGUGCCUUCAUCGGAAAAUUAUGUUAAACAGUCAGAUGCUCCAGUAACAAUUUCCUUUUGUUAUCAGCAAUAUUCUUAUUGAAAGAUCGUGCACUAGGAUUCUACAAUCAUACUACAGACAGACUGUUUAUUCAUUCUUUUGUCAGCUAACACAAAAUUGUGUGAUAUGUACUUGAUGAUGACAAUUCUAAAACUCUAAAACUUGACAAAUGAAUUUUCUUUUCAUUUUGGCAGCAAAUGUGAACUGAAAUUGCCAUUUUUACUUCACUUUUACUGGUUUUCACACAUUUACUCUCACAUAACUACACAAUUCCAAGUAGCGAUGCAUUUUUUUUCUUGGCACUAUCAUUUUUAAGACAAUUUAGAAAAACAUGAGGAGUCAGGCAGCACGGUGGGGAUGUGUAGUUAGCACGUCUGCCUCACAGUUCUGAGAUCACGGGUUCAAUCUAGAACCCUGGACUUCCUGUGUGGAGUUUGCAUGUUCUCCCCAUGCCUGCGUGGGUUUUCUAUGGGUAAUCCGGUUUCCUAUCACAUCCCUAAAACAUGAAUGGUAGGCUGAUUGAACACUCGAAAUUCUCCACAGAUGUGAAUAUGAGUAUGAAAGGUUGUUUGUCUAUACAUUCUUGGUUUGCAACCAUUUUGGGGAGUACCUUGCCUCCUGCCUAUUGUUAGCUGGGAUGUGCUCUAGCAUCCAAGCGAUCCUCGUGAGAAGCGGUACAGAAGAUGGAGGAAGAAUCUUUUCUUGUAGUUUCUCAAGUAGAAAUCAACUUUUAAGUCUGAAUUAUGAAAAUGAAUGCUUGUAUUCACAAUGUUUUUCGUCACAUUUGAUGUCUACAUAGAAGGCCAUUUUUAUUUUACACAAGAAAGAUUCAUCGUGAGCUCACGUAUGACAUUGUAGGAGGAAAAUUUUCAAAAGUAGAAUGCAUGCAUAAAGGAGAUUAUUGUGGCCAUAAAACACUUAAAAUGUCCUUAUGGUUGUUUGUCAUGUUAUAUUGUUUUGUUGUUGGUAUUUUUAAAUAACACCAAGAAUGUAGUAGUUUAAUAGUAACAUUACUUUGAGCGCUUCUUGACGGUGAUUGUAAAUAUCCCAAAUAUUUCGCACAGUAGCACGCUGUCCAAAGGGAUUACAUACACACAGAACAUCUUCCCUGUUGGGUUUUUGUAUUUAUUUUUACCACCAUUUUGAGUUUUCACUUCCAAGACGAGCUUGUGCGACACUAUUAGAUGCUUCAGGUCGUUUUCAUUGCCAGUCACGGUAGGGUUUUUUUUGUAUAUAUUUCAUUUUACUGUGCCUUAUUUUUGUGUUAUUCAGUAAAUAAAUGAUUUGUAA